CACAAUUCAUUUGCACCGCGAAGCGCGCCGCACGUAUGCGCGAGUUCAACGCAGCCUAUAAGUGUUUUACGUAAAUAAAUAUUUUCUGUGUUAAUUUGGAUUUUAUUAAUUUAAAUAUGGAGUACGCAUUUUGGCCUCGGAUGAUUAUAUUGUGUGUUAUCCCGAUCAUCGUAACUCCAAUCACAAUAUCCCCAAAUGGAAACAGUCCAGAAAUCAAAAUGGUCGGAGGAGCAAGAGUCGAUUUACAAAAAGGCUUUGUCCCUUCCAGAACAGAAAACGAAGGAAAUAAUGUAAGAAAAAAUAUUGUGAAAAAUAAAAAUACGAGAAUGAAUUCAACUAAAUUAGCUAUAAAUGAAAGAUACAGACGAUUAAUACCGUAUAUGACGUUUUAUUACGCCAACGAUCUAGUGGCACCAACAACAGAGGCCUACAACAAAAAGAACGUUGAAGUAGAGAAGGCACAAAUAGUAGAAGCAGGUGCACUACAACCCCAACAACAUGGUCAGAAAGUGGUAUAUUCUACAAACCGUCAUCAGAAUAUACCAAGAUAUCAAGGAAAUCGUUUAACUCAUUUCAACAUUGCCUCAGCAAAUCCUACAAAAAUAUUUUACAAUAAAGAUGGUUAUCCUAUAGUUGUACAAAAUAUACCGAAAGUAACAACUCAUUAUAAUCCAUUAAUAUAUAAAUUAGAUCAUCAUGUUGCUGAACACGAUCCUAGAAGAUACGUUGUAAAAGAACCUAAAAUUCCCAAUGUACAAUACACUUCAGCCAGAAAACCCUAUCUAAAUGUCCAUCAUAGCGAAGAAAAUGCUCAGUAUUACUUUCCUGAAAGAGAUGAUAUAAAAUACAAACUUGUGCCGUACGAUCAAACCCCGCCUAUAAAAAAUUCGCCUCAAAUAGAAUAUGAGAAUGCACCUAAGAAAUUUUAUAACAUUCCAUCAGCAGAUCCAAACGAUUCGGUUUAUAUUAAACCGAGACCUCAUCCGCAAUACCAUUUUGAUGAAUUAAAAACGGAACAUAGUAAAAAUAGAAAACCACCUGCGACUAUUUCAGAAGUUUAUUACGAAAAACAGAAUCUUUCGCCAAUAUCUGAACCCGUGAUUGAAACAGGUUUUAAGCCUAUUAUAAGUCAAACAACAGAAACACCUAAUCCCCUAUCAUACACACAAACGUUAUCGGCUUCAGACCUUAAUAACUAUGAUGUUGAAAAACCUCAAGAACUACAAAUUGAAAGCGGUCCUCCAGCCUUAGAAGAUAAUGAUAAAUCCCAGUAUGAACAAUACGUCGUCGAACAACCCACAUACAAACCGCAACCCGAAACUGGUAAUGCUAUAACUCUAGCAGAUCUUUUGAACUCGUUACAGUUAAAUAAAUCUAUUCCAAAACCAAUUACAAAAGAAAAUGUAGGUUCAUCUAUACGAAUUUUGUUACAAGCUUUGAACGAUUUGAAGGGAAAACUUCAACAAAGUGAAGUAGAUCCUCCAGUUCUUAGUUCACCUACGCCAUUUGAAGCACCGAAACCAUCAGUUACUACUGUUAAACCUAUAUUACAAACUACUACUGGACCUGCCAUUGAAGAAGCUGGUUUAAGCGACGAAGCUUAUUUAGCAGAAGUUGAAAAUCCCUCACAACAUUUAGACGAUUAUAGUAGCACCAGUCAACGAUUCCCUCUACCAAUAACAUCAGACGAAGAAGGUGGUACGCCCGGACACCCUGGAAUCGAUUAUCCUAUUCUGACAGUGAUACCACAAACAAAAUUCGAUUGCAAGACUCAACGCUACAAGGGAUUUUUUGCUGAUCCAGAAACAAGAUGUCAGGUAUGGCACUACUGCGAUUUAAAUGGUGGACAAGCCUCAUUUUUGUGUCCAAAUGGAACUAUAUUUUCUCAAGCGGCCCUUACCUGCGAUUGGUGGUUCAACGUCAAAUGUUCUUCAACAGCACAGCUCUAUGUACUUAAUGAAAGCUUGUACAAGUAUAUUUUACCACAUUCACCAAAGUUCCCUGAAGAUUAUAGCGGACCAUUAGUUGACAAAUAUUUAACAUUGAAGUUUAAAGAAAUGGAGGAAGAAUUUAAAAAGAACAAAAACAAGAAUAAGCAGAGUGCUGAAGACAAAAUAGACAGUGACGAAGAUGAAGAUUCUAAAGAAGAUGAAAAGGAUGAAGUCUCCGAAAGAUCAGAUGAGAAAGAAGAUGACAGAACAAAUAAACAAUCAAAUAAAGUAAGCGAAUCCAGCGUUAUUGUAGCAACAUCAGGUGCCAGCGGGAAUGUCCAAAGGUUAGAAGACUAGAUUAAACAAUUGUCGAACAGCAAAUUGCAAGGAUUCAUUAGAUCUGCCAUAUCGUUAACAUCAAUGUACCUAACGAGGCAAGUAAACUGUGAUAGUUUAAUUUCUUUAGUAAGAUUUUCUUCGUUACUAGUAUAUUUAAUAAUUAUUUAAAGUUUUUUUUUAAUAUAAACUUUGUAACCAACACAAAGUUCUCGAGAUUAUCUUCAAAUCUUACUAAUAUUAUUAUAUAUAAUAAACGAAAGCUUUUGGUAGUUUGUUAUUAAUAUUACGUUAUUUGCAUGUAAACUGCAAUACAGUGGUGUGAUUUGCACCAACUGCAAAUGCGUUCCGUUAGGCCACCGUUCCGCUGCCAUGACUGCAAGUUAUUUUAUUGCUACAACCACGCAAAUUAACAUUGAAACCUUCAUAAAUUUCGCUAAUUAGAAGGACUAAGAAUAAAGAUUUCUUUGUUUUUGACCAGCUUUUAUUUUUAUUUUUUUGUAUAAUAACAUAACUUGCUUAGUCUAUUUAUGUAUCUUCACGGUUUUCGUCUCUCACCAAAUAAGGUAUAAGCCAGCGUAUUAAUCAAAUUUCCUUUCAAUAGUUAAUGAAUAUUGUUGGAAAAUAUGGCCAUGCUCUAUUGUUUUAGUGGUUACCUUUCUCUCAUUUAGGAGGUUAGUAAAACCCAAAUAUUGAGUAAGAGAAAUUCGGUAGUUGUUAAAAUUGACACGUGCCAUUUAAGUCUCUAAGCGAUGUUUUGAAGCGGUGUUAUUUUAAAUAUUUUGAUUUUUUUGGAUACCAGUUUAUUAGUACGAGUCAUCAGUUAAACUUACAGUUCGUUUCUCUUUUUUAUAUUGAAUAACUGGAGAUAACUUGAAACCGUAUGGCGUCAUUGUGUGAUGAUUUAUUAUAGGCAUAAAGGGGCGAUGUUUAACAAUUAACAUGAAAAAUUAGAGUAGCGAAACUACAAAGUGAAGGCAAAACAAAUGAGGUCUAUCAAGUAUUUAUAGCUCUUGGUUAAGUUAUUUAUAAGCAAAUUAAGAAUACCAUGUUAUUAUUUAGAGUUACCAUUAUUGGCGCGUAUAAUUUGUACAGUUUUUAUUAAGUAGCAUAGGUUAUAGAUAUAUAAUACACAAUAUUGUUACAUUUAACUGAUAAUUUUUUUUAUUGAUUUCUGAAUAUCCUGUUAAUUUUUUUACAACAAAAGCGUUUAUAUCUAAAAAUGAAUCAUCCAGUAAAAAUAA
Molecule: messenger RNA, 3511 nt
Organism: Papilio xuthus (Asian swallowtail)
Lineage: Eukaryota; Metazoa; Arthropoda; Insecta; Lepidoptera; Papilionidae
Exons: 5
Coding region: 117-2288 (723 amino acids)
Cellular component (GO): extracellular region
Molecular function (GO): chitin binding
Source: RefSeq, a predicted model, not a curated record